Molecule: messenger RNA, 309 nt
Organism: Oldenlandia corymbosa var. corymbosa
Lineage: Eukaryota; Viridiplantae; Streptophyta; Magnoliopsida; Gentianales; Rubiaceae
Source: the annotation of a GenBank genome assembly
AUGGAUGCCAUGGCAAGCCAACUAUACUACACUUCCCCUGCAAAAUUCCCACUGCCAAGAGGAUCCUCAACCCAAAGGGCUCCCUUUUUGAGACAAUCCCAGAGAAUUAGGAGGACUUCGUCACCAUCAACAACAAAGAUAUUAGCUUCGGGAGGAAAAGGGAUUGAUUUGUUGGGGGAUUUUGGAGCCAUAGACUAUUUUCCAGCUGAGAUUGAGAGCAGCUUAGAUGAAAAAGUUAUAUGGAAUUUUCGUACCGAACAUAAGAUUCUGAUCCCAAAUGUCACCGCUCUGUCCCUGAAAAAAGGGUGA